AUGGAUAGAGGAGCCUUGAAGGUAAGGCCCAUGGACGUCAGACCACCUGACGUAAGACCCGUGAACGAGAGACUCCUGGAUGUAAGAUCCCAGUUUGUAAGACCCGUGGAUGUGAGACGUAAGACCCCUGAAAGCAUGGCCUCUGGACGUAAGACCCCUGGAUGUAAAAACUCCUAUUCAUAAGAACACUGACCGUGAGACCCGUGGAUGAAAGAACCCCUGGUCAUAACGCCCCUGGUCGUAAGACCACUAGACGUAAGGUCCCUGAACGUAAGGCCACUGGACGUAACACCCUUGGACGUACGACCACUGGACGUAAGACCCCUGAGCGUAUAAAGACACCGGGAUGUAAGACCACUAAACUUAACACUGCUAGACGUAAGACCUUUGGAUUUAGGACCCCUUAAUGAAAGAACCCCAAUGUGUAAUGAAUGGCACUGAACGUAAGGCCUCUGGAUGUAUGAACACAUAAUCGUAAGCCCCCUGAUCGUAAGAUCCCUAAAAGUAAGACCUCUGCAUGUAAGACCCCUGAACGUAAGACCCAAAAAUGUAAGACACCUGGAUGUAAUACCUCUGGAUGUAAGAAGCGUGCACGAAGACCCCUGGAAUAUAAGAUCCCUUUUAUGUUCGACCGCUGGACGUAAUACCCCGGGAUGUAAGACCCCUGGACGUACGAUCAGAGUUAAAUUUUAAUCCGAGGUUGUUUUUCUUUUGUUAAAAAAGCAUUUUAUCAGAUAAUUUUCCCUAUUGUUUUUAGUGCAUCAAGUAUUAAACUUGUAGCAAAAAAGAAUUAAACUGAAUUGGCUUUUAUAGCCUUCAUUUCUGAAUUCAAAUUUCACACUAACCCUGGGUUAUCUUUACUCAGCUUUGAACAUCCCGGCCCUGGACGUAAGACCCCUGGUCGUAACACCACUGGACGUAAGCCCUUAACAUAAGACCACUGGACUAACACACCCGGACGUAAGACCUCUGCAUGUAAGACCCUUGGACGUAAGUCUCCAGAACUGUAAAACCUCUGGACUCCUGGAUGUAAGACGCCUGGAGAUAAGAUCCCUAAACGUAAGACCCCUGGACUUUGGACAAGUUGAUGUACGACACCUGGAUGCAAGAUCCCUUGAUGUAAGACCACUGUACGUAAGACCACUUGAUGUAAGACCCCUAGAUGUAAGAACCCUGGAUGAAAUACUCCUAGACAUAGAACAACCUGAACGUAAGACUCCAGGAUGUACGACCGCUGGACGUAAGGCCCCUGGACGUAAGACCUAUGGAUGA
Messenger RNA from Porites evermanni, 1272 nucleotides. The record is from the annotation of a GenBank genome assembly. NCBI's taxonomy places the organism in Eukaryota, Metazoa, Cnidaria, Anthozoa, Scleractinia, Poritidae.